CCGGCUACAGUGGGGCGCGGGCCGGAAGUGUUGCGCCAUCGGCACGAGGCUUGCCGGGAAAUGUAGUCCUUCGGGGCGCCCCGGGGCGGUGGCCGUACGUCCCGCGGACCCGGUGGCCGAUCGGGCGUGGACCCGAGAUGGCUGGGCCGGGCGGCUCGGGGGGCCCGAUCGGGGCCGGGGCCCUGGCAGGCGGCGCGCGGUCCAAAGUAGCCCCGAGCGUGGACUUUGACCAUAGCUGCUCGGACAGUGUCGAGUACCUGACGCUCAACUUUGGGCCCUUCGAGACAGUGCAUCGCUGGCGGCGCCUCCCGCCCUGCGACGAGUUCGUGGGGGCCCGGCGCAGCAAGCACACAGUGGUGGCCUAUAAAGAUGCCAUCUAUGUAUUUGGUGGAGACAAUGGGAAGACGAUGCUCAACGACCUCCUGCGGUUUGACGUGAAGGACUGCUCCUGGUGCAGGGCCUUCACCACCGGGACCCCACCGGCCCCGCGCUACCACCACUCGGCCGUCGUCCACGGGAGCAGCAUGUUCGUCUUUGGGGGCUACACCGGGGACAUUUAUUCCAAUUCUAACUUGAAGAAUAAAAAUGACCUCUUUGAAUACAAGUUUGCAACUGGCCAGUGGACGGAGUGGAAAAUUGAAGGCCGGUUGCCAGUUGCUAGGUCGGCCCAUGGCGCCACGGUAUACAGUGACAAGCUGUGGAUCUUUGCUGGCUAUGAUGGCAAUGCCAGGUUGAAUGACAUGUGGACCAUUGGCCUGCAGGACCGGGAACUCACGUGCUGGGAGGAGGUGGCCCAGAGUGGCGAGAUCCCGCCAUCCUGCUGCAACUUCCCCGUGGCUGUGUGCCGGGACAAGAUGUUUGUGUUCUCGGGGCAGAGCGGAGCCAAGAUAACCAACAACCUCUUCCAGUUUGAAUUCAAGGAUAAGACGUGGACACGGAUCCCCACUGAGCACCUGCUCCGGGGCUCCCCGCCGCCUCCUCAGCGGCGCUACGGGCACACUAUGGUAGCCUUUGACCGCCACCUCUACGUGUUUGGAGGCGCAGCCGACAACACGCUGCCCAAUGAGCUGCACUGCUAUGACGUGGACUUCCAGACCUGGGAGGUUGUCCAGCCCAGCUCGGACAGCGAGGUCGGCGGGGCUGAGGUGCCAGAGCGAGCGUCUACUUCCGAGGAGGUGCCCACCCUGGCCUCCGAGGAGCGGGGUGGCUUCAAGAAGUCCCGAGAUGUGUUCGGCUUGGACUUUGGCACCACCACAGCCAAGCAGCCCGCCCCGCCAGCCUCAGAGCUGCCCAGCGGAAGGCUCUUCCAUGCAGCUGCUGUGAUCUCGGAUGCCAUGUAUAUCUUCGGGGGCACUGUGGACAACAACAUCCGCAGCGGGGAGAUGUACAGGUUCCAGUUCUCCUGUUACCCCAAGUGCACGCUGCAUGAGGACUAUGGGCGGCUGUGGGAGAGCCGCCAGUUCUGCGACGUGGAGUUCGUGCUGGGUGAGAAGGAGGAGUGUGUGCAGGGCCAUGUGGCCAUUGUCACAGCACGGAGCCGCUGGCUCCGCAGGAAGAUCGUGCAGGCGCGGGAGCGGCUGGCCCAGAAGCUGGAAGAGGAGGCAGCCCCAGCUCCCAGGGAGGCCCCUGGUGCAGCUGUGGGUGGGGCCCGGCCGCCCCUGCUGCGCGUGGCCAUCCGCGAGGCCGAGGCCCGGCCCUUUGAGGUGCUCAUGCAGUUCCUCUACACUGACAAGAUCAAAUACCCUCGGAAAGGGCACGUGGAGGACGUGCUGCUCAUCAUGGACGUGUACAAGUUGGCACUCAGCUUCCAGCUGUGCCGCCUGGAGCAGCUGUGCCGGCAGUACAUUGAGGCCUCCGUCGACCUGCAGAACGUGCUGGUUGUGUGUGAGAGCGCCGCCAGGCUGCAGCUGGGCCAGCUCAAGGAGCACUGCUUGAACUUCGUGGUGAAGGAGUCCCACUUCAACCAGGUGAUCAUGAUGAAGGAGUUCGAGCGCCUCUCGUCCCCACUGAUUGUGGAGAUCGUGCGUCGGAAGCAGCAGCCGCCCCCCCGCAGCCCCUCGGAUCAGCCCGUGGACAUCGGAACGUCUCUGAUCCAGGACAUGAAGGCAUACCUGGAGGGGGCCGGUGCGGAGUUUUGUGACAUCACGCUGCUGCUGGAUGGGCACCCACGGCCGGCCCACAAGGCCAUCCUGGCUGCCCGCUCCAGCUACUUUGAGGCCAUGUUCCGCUCCUUCAUGCCUGAGGAUGGGCAGGUGAACAUCUCCAUCGGGGAGAUGGUGCCCAGCAGGCAGGCCUUCGAGUCCAUGCUGCGUUACAUCUACUAUGGCGAGGUCAACAUGCCGCCCGAGGACUCGCUCUACCUGUUCGCGGCCCCCUACUACUACGGCUUCUACAAUAACCGGCUGCAGGCGUACUGCAAGCAGAACCUGGAGAUGAACGUGACGGUGCAGAAUGUGCUGCAGAUCCUGGAGGCAGCUGACAAGACGCAGGCGCUGGACAUGAAGCGGCACUGCCUGCACAUCAUCGUGCACCAGUUCACCAAGGUCUCCAAGCUACCCACGCUGCGCUCCCUGAGUCAGCAGCUGCUGCUUGACAUCAUAGACUCCCUGGCCUCCCACAUCUCUGACAAGCAGUGCGCAGAGCUGGGUGCCGACAUAUGAGGGCCCACGUGGUGCUGGCCCACAUGCGGAGGAUGACCAUGCCUGCCUGUUGCAGACUGCACUAGCCACACUCGGCCCUGCUGGCUGAGGGGCAGGGUCCCCAGAGUUUCCGAAGGGAGCUGGGGGAACUUGGGGGGCUCUGAAUGUGUCAUUUCACUGCUGAGGACACGGGUCCCACAGUGAAGCAGGUUCCCAAGUCAGCACCCUCUGCCGGGGUGGAGGUGUGGGUGGGAAGCCAGGACUCAGGGAUGAGGACAUGGCAGAAGGCAGGGGUCCUGGCCGGGGCCCAGUGGUGGGGAGAGUUGAGCUCACCAGGGAGCUGGUUUUGGGCCCUCCAAGUGGGAGGCACCUGGCAUGGCUAUGGAUCUGGCCACUGGCUCCUUGCCAAGGCUCCUCUGAUGUGGGGGCUGCACAAUACCCCCUCAGCCUCAUCAAAGGGUGUAAGGGACCCCUCCAGCCACCUGGAGUUUGUGCUUGGGCAACAGUGAUGGGCAGAUGGAGUCUGGCUCAAGAUGAACUUUGGUGUAUGAAGAGCACUGAGGUCAGCUCUUAGCCUGUGGGGUCAGCCUCUUUGGACUGGGCCUGGCUUCCAGAGGGACUGUGGGAUCCCAUUGGCCUGUGUGCACAUUGGGGCCCAGUGUGGGCUGGGGGAGAAGUCAGUGGAGAUGCCCCUCCAAGUCCCUGCUGUCCCCAAGUAUUUAUUCUCUGUCACAGACUUGCCUCCAUUAAAGCCACAGCAGCGCUCCCUA
Messenger RNA from Equus caballus (horse), 3409 nucleotides. RefSeq names its product leucine zipper like post translational regulator 1 (gene LZTR1). Gene Ontology annotation, cellular component: Golgi apparatus. Gene Ontology annotation, molecular function: protein binding. The record is from RefSeq and is a predicted model, not a curated record. NCBI's taxonomy places the organism in Eukaryota, Metazoa, Chordata, Mammalia, Perissodactyla, Equidae.